This is a messenger RNA of Nicotiana tabacum (common tobacco), 2849 nucleotides long. The record is from RefSeq and is a predicted model, not a curated record. Lineage: Eukaryota; Viridiplantae; Streptophyta; Magnoliopsida; Solanales; Solanaceae.
CAAACCCGCUUGUGUACUUUGCCCACGUUUCUCACUCUUAACAGAAAAAAAAGAGCGAGAGAAAAAGAAAAAAGGAAAAGAAAAAAAAAAAGUUAUCUGCUUUCUAGUAUUGAAGAAGAGCUGGUGCUUCGUGCUUUCAGCUUCGCUUGUGAUCCGCAGCGGCUUGCCCUAUAAUUUGCUCAAUUUUCAUUCUAAGGAUUGACCUUCUGAGAACAUCUCUUCCUUUGUGAUAGGUUGGGGAAAAUCUUCUUUCUACAGUCUGAAUGGCAAAGAAAGAUAAGUUGCGUGGAGGUGGUUCUGUUGCAUUUGCCACUAAUUACGAAUCAGAAGGCUCUGGCAGUUCAUGUAGAUUCGAUGCUGGAAUUGCUGUUUCAGGACAUUCUUUUGCUCCUCAGCAGAGAUGGAUAAAUACAAAUUCUUCUUCACAUGAUGGUUUUGCUGUGCCAAUCCAAGUUAUCUCGUUAUCNCCGUUAUCCAAGCUGUCAGCAUCUGAGAGGAAAAACUUGGUUCUGCAGUUGAGAUCUGAUCUUGACCAAAUAAGAAUUCUGCAGAAGAAAGUUGAGUUUUAUAGGACAAGUGCAGUUGCAGUUUCAUCUUCUAGUGAUAUUGUUAGCUGUAGCAAUGCACACAAAGGGCCUCCUUUAGCAAGCAAGAAGAAAUCUGCAGGAACUGGGCCCGCGAAAAAGUCAAACCUUCUUGGUCAGAAGGCGUCGGCCCUGAACAGGGAGACAUCUGGCAGGUUUAAAUCUGCUUCAGCACCAGCCACUUCAAAAGCAACAUUGAUGAAACAGUGUGAGAACUUGUUGAAAAAGUUAAUGUCGCAUCAGCAUGGUCCCGUGUUUAAUGAACCUGUUGACAUAGUUAAGUUAAAAAUACCCGACUAUUUCACUGUGAUUAAACAUCCAAUGGAUUUGGGGACAAUAAAGAAGAGGCUUACUUCAGGUGCGUACUUGAGUCCACUGGAAUUUCUUGCUGAUGUGAGACUGACAUUCUCCAAUGCAAUGAUCUAUAACCCCCCUGGUAAUAUUGUCCAUAUCAUGGCUGAUACAAUGAGCAAGUUUUUUGAACUAAGAUGGAAAACAAUUGAGAAAAAGCUACCUGUUAACCAUGCUGGAUCAGUGGAAGAAAAAUCCGGUUUACAUGAAGAAAAUGAAACUGCUUCAAAGAAGAGGAGACUUUCUCCAAUGCAGCAUGUAAUUAUGCCAGAACCUCCUAAAUGCAAGAUGACUGAUGAAGAGAAACAUAAACUAAGCAGUGAACUAGAAGCUUCACUUGGUGAUCUACCAGACAACAUCAUUGAGUUUUUGAAGGAACAAAGUUCAAAUGGAACAGCAGCUGGAGAUGAUGAGAUUGAGAUUGACAUUGAUGUUCUUCCCCAUGAUACUUUGUUCACGUUACGGGAGCUUCUAGAUAAGUUUUUGCAAGAGAAACAAAAAGGCAAUGCAAAAGCUGAACCUUGUGAGAUAGAGCUGCCAAAUGAAUUGGGGCUUAGUAAUUCAUCCAUGCACGUAGACGGAGGUAAUGACCAUGUUGAUGAGGAGGUUGAUAUUGGUGGAAAUGAGCCUCCUGUCUCUAGUUAUCCUUCAGUUGACAUUGAAAAAGAUACAGAUCUGAAAAGAGAUGAAUGUAUAAAUACAGGGGGUCCCAAUGAUUCAGAUUCUAGUAGCUCUUCUGAUGAUGAGUCUGAAGCUCAAAGAACAUCUGAUCAUGCUGAGCAGAAUCACAGUUCGCCAGCAAAGGUAGAUGGGAAGGAAGCUGGCAGUAGUUUAGCUGAUGGAGAUCGUGAGCUUCUUUCUGAUUUUUUAUUUUUUGGAAAUACCUACAAGGUGCUGGCGGCUAAUAGUUUUUGUUGGUUAAUCCUGUAUUUGAAACUGAGCACUUAUCUGAUAUUUAGGAAGUGNGAGUUUGAGAAGUCAAAAGUUGGUCUAAUUCCUUUGCCUUUUUUGUUUUGUGGGUUCAUCCAUUGUGCUAUUAACAUUUUAGGGGAGAGUGUGCCAGACAGGAGGGUCUCCCCUGAAAAGCUCUAUAGAGCUGCUCUCCUGAAGAACAGAUUUGCAGAUACAAUUUUAAAAGCUCGAGAGAAGACACUUGUUGAGGUCGAGAAGGGCGAUCCAGAGAAACUUCGUCGUGAAAGGGAGGAACUUGAGAUGCGGAGGAGGAAAGAGAAAGCUAAGUUGCAAGCAGAAGCCAAAGCUGCUGAAGAAGCUCAAAGACGUGCAGAAGCAGAAGCUGCAGCUGAGGCUAAGAGGAGGAGAGAGCUCGAUAGAGAAGCAGCAAGACAGGCAUUACUCCAGAUGGAAAAGACUGUAGAGAUUAAUGAGAAUUCAAAGUUUCUUGAGGAUUUGGAGAUGCUGACUGCUGUCCCACCCGAGCAAUUACCUAGCUCGGUAGAUGAGACCAGUCCAGAUCAUUCCCAGGAUGGGCUAGGUGGCUUCAAAUUUGGAGGCAGUAAUGCUCUGGAGCAACUUGGGUUGUACAUGAAGAUGGAUGAUGAUGAGGAAGAAUGUGAGCCCGCUACUCUCCCAAGUGAUCCUAAGGAUGUUGAGCCUGAGGAAGGUGAAAUUGAUUAAGCUGCCCUCUGUCGCUGUAGCUGUAUCAUAGUGUUUUAGAGAUCACUAAUAGGUUAAUGACAUAAAUCCUAUUCCAUAUUGAAAGCCGAAAAAGAGAAGAAAACAGAAAAGAAAAAAAGAAAAAAGAAAAAAAAUAACAUAUAAGAAAAAAAUGGAAAACAUUGACUUAACAUUCAGUUUGUUAUUGGAUGUGGAAAAGAAUUGUGUGGAAGUGUUCUGCAGUUGCCUUUUCUGAUCUUUCAGCUUCGCAUUUAUAUUUAUAUUUUAAAUCUUUUUAUC